CACCCUUUGGAAGCGGGUCCAAGAUGUGGUCACCCCUAUCCUGGCAAGCAUGAUAUCUCACAUUGAUAGAGAUGGCAACCUGGAGCUACUGGCCCAGCCAGAUUCACCGGCCUGGGCUCAAGAUCUUUGGAUGUUUAUUUACAGUGAUAUUAAGUUCCUGAACAUCCCUCUUGUGUUGAGUAACACAAGGUCCAACAACGAGAUGUCCUUCAUCCUGGUGCAGAGCCACAUGAACCUGCUCGAGAAUGCCUGCAAUGCUGUCCCUUUCAGCUGGAGGAUCAGGGACUACCUGGAGGAGCUCUGGGUGCAGGCUCAGUAUAUCACAGACUCAGCAGGAUUAUCAAAGAAGUUCGUGGAAAUCUUCCAGAAAACUCCCUUGGGCAUGUUUCUUGCUCAGUUCCCUGUGGCACAGCAGCAGCAACUCCUGCAGAACUACUUGAAGGACUUCCUGCUCUUGACCAUGAAAGUGUCUUCAGGGGAGGAGUUAACGUUUCUGCAGAUGGCCCUGUGGUCCUGCCUCAGUGAGCUCCAAGUGGCUUCAGGAACACCUGAAGAAGGGCUCUCCUUGCCCUGGGUGCACCUUGCCUAUCAGCACUUCCGGACCCGGCUACAGAACUUCUCCAGAAUUUUGACCAUCCAGCCUCAGGUUCUGAAUAGCCUCAGUCAAGCAGCAGAGAAGCACAACCUAGCUGGGUGUGAAAUGACACUGGAUGCAUUUGCAGCAAUGGCCUGUGCUGAAAUGCUCAAGGGAGACAUCCUGAAGCCAAGCCCCAAGGUUUGGUUACAGCUCGUGAAGAAUCUCUCCACACCACUGGAGCUCGUCUGUUCAGAAGGGUACUUGCAAGACAGUGGGAGCAUUACCAGAUCUGUCAUCCAGGAGGUCAGAGCCCUGUGGAACCGAAUUUUCUCCAUUGCCCUCUUUGUGGAGCAUGUUCUUCUGGGGACUGAGAGCCAGAUUCCUGAGCUGAGUCCGCUGGUAACAACAUAUGUCUUCUUACUAGACAAAUGUCUUGAAGAGGACUCUAACCUCAAAACCUACAGGCCAUUUGUGGCUGUAAUGACCACACUCUGUGAAUGCAAGGACAAGGUCAGCAAGAAGUUCAGCAGGUUUGGUAUUCAGCCGUGUUUAAUCUGCCAGGGAGAUGCACAGGAUCCCGUCUGUCUGCCCUGUGAUCAUGUGUAUUGCCUACUUUGCAUUCAAACCUGGCUCAUCCCAGGACGAAUGAUGUGCCCUUACUGUUUAACCAACUUGCCAGACAAGUUCUCACUAGCUGUUUCCCAGAGCCACAGGAAAGCCAUUGAGAAGCACGCCCAGUUCCGGCACAUGUGUAACACCUUCUUUGUGGACCUUGUCUCUACCAUGUGCUUCAAGGACAACUCUCCCCCUCAGAAGAGUGUGAUUGAUACACUGUUGUCCUUGCUCUUCAUACAAAAGGAGCUGCUGAGAGACUCUUUCCAAAAACAUCGGGAACACACAAAGUCUCUGUCUCCAUUUAAUGAUGUUGUCGACAAGACUCCUGUCAUCCGCUCUGUGGUGUUAAAACUGCUUCUCAAGUACAGCUUCCAUGAAGUAAAGGAUUACAUCCAGAACUACUUGACCCAGUUAGAGAGCAAAGCAUUCCUCACAGAAGACAAAACAGAACUGUACCUGCUCUUUAUCAGCUGCCUGGAGGACUCAGUACACCAGAAGACAAGUGCUGGCUGCAGAAAUCACGAGCAGGUUCUCAGAGAGGAAGGCAAUUUCCUUAGGACUUAUUCCCUAGAACUGCAAGGCCAGGAGUCUGUCCGCACCGCUUCAGUGGAGUACCUGCAGGAGGUGGCCAGAGUCCGCCUGUGCCUUGACUUGGCUGCUGACUUCCUUUCAGAGUUUCAGGAAGGCUCAGAACUGGCUGAAGAUAAGCGGUGCUUCCUGAAGCAUGUUGAGCAGUUCUGCACACGCAUCAACAAUGACUGGCACAGAGUGUACCUGGUGAGGAAACUCUCAAGCCAGCGUGGGAUGGAAUUUGUGCAGAGCUUCUCCAGGCAGGGCCAUCCAUGCCAAUGGGUGUUUCCCAGGGAUGUCAUUGCACAGCAGAAGGACCACUCAAGUCAGAUGGACCGAUUCCUCGUCCAUGGUGAUGAAUACAAGGCUGUCCGUGAUGCAGUGGCCAAAGUUGUGCUGGAGUGCAAGACCCUAGACAUUGGGAAUGCUCUGAUGACAUGCAGAAGCCCCAAAGCCCAUCAGACAGCCUACUUACUGCUGGCCUUGUACACAGAGGUGGCUGUUUUGUACCACCUCCGAAAUGGCAGCCUCCAUCCAGAACCAAAGCAAUUGGAGACUGUGAACAAAUUCAUUAAGGAAAGCAAGAUCCUCUCUGCUCCUAACAUCAGAUGCUUUGCAAAAUCGCUAGUGGAGAAUACUCUGCCCCUGCUGCAGACCAGGUCUGCUCACAGUAGCCUGCAGGGAACGGUGAUUGAAAUGGCCAUCCACAUGGUAACCAUACUCCUCUGUGGACAAAACAAAGUUUUGCAGCCCCUGAGGAACUUGGCCUUCUAUCCCACCAACAUGGAGAAUGCUUUUCUUCCAACAAUGCCUGAAGACCUGCUGGUUCAUGCUAGGACAUGGGAAGGCCUGGAAAAUGUCUCCUGGUACACUUGUCCCAACGGUCAUCUGUGCUCUGUAGGAGAGUGUGGCAGGCCAAUGGAAGUGAGCUUCUGUCUGGAAUGUCGUGCUCCAAUCGGAGGCCUUAAUCACAUCCCGCAGAAGGGUUUCCAUAUCAUCAGCAACAAUGAAGAUAGAACACAGACUGGCCACGUGUUGGGAAACCCACAGUCCAGUGGUGCUGCAGAAGCAUCUGACCGAGGGCAGUCCCCAGUGGUCUUUAUCCUCACCCGGCUAUUCACUCAUUUGGCUAUGCUUGUGGGAGCCACCCAGAAUCCCCAGGCCCUGAGGAAUAUCAUUAAGCCUCGGGUCCAGGACCCACAAGGCUUCCUACAGCAGCACAUCCAGAGAGACCUGGAACAGCUAACCAAGAUGCUGGGCAGGAGUGCAGACGAGACCACCCAUGUGGUACACCUCAUCCUGAGAAGCUUGCUCAAGGAGCAGCACCAGAGGGAAGUAAAUUUUAAUGCAGAUUUGUCAACCAAAAAAUACAGAAACAACUGGGAGAAGCAUUUUGAAACCCUUCUUCUACGUGAACUGAAGCAUCUUGACGAAACCUUGCCGGCUGUAAAUGCUCUCAUCAGCCAAGAUGAGCGUAUCAGUUCCAACCCUGUGACCAAAAUCAUAUACAGGGACCCAGCUACCUUCCUGCCCCGCUUGUCCCAAAAAAGUAUAGUUCAUUGCUCGAAGAUCUGGAGCUGCAGGAAGAAGAUCACAGUGGAGUACCUGCAGCAUAUUGUGGAACAGAAAAAUGGCAAAGAAACUCUGCCUGUCCUCUGGCACUUUCUCCAGAAGGAAGCAGAACUAAGGCUGGUGAAAUUCUUGCCUGAGAUCUUGGCCCUGCAAAGAGACCUAGUCAAACAGUUCCAGAACGUCUCGAAUGUUGAAUACAGCUCCAUCAGAGGCUUUAUUCACAGUCACCAUUCAGAUGGGCUGAGAAAGCUGUUACAUGAUCGAAUCACCAUCUUUCUGUCCACGUGGAAUGCACUGAGGCGGUCUCUGGAGACCAAUGGUGAGAUCAAGCUACCAAAAGAUUACUGCCGUUCUGACUUGGAUCUGGAUGCUGACUUUGAGGUCAUCCUCCCACGGCGACGGGGCCUAGGCCUCUGUGGAACUGCUUUAGUCAGCUACUUGAUUAGCCUACACAAUCAAAUGGUCUACACGGUGCAAAAGUUCUCCAAUGAAGACAACAGCUAUUCUGUAGAUGCCUCUGAGGUUGCUGACCUGCAUGUCAUCAGUUAUGAGGUGGAGCGAGACCUGACUCCACUGAUCCUCUCCAACUGCCAGUACCAAGUGCAGCAAGGUGGGGAAACCUCACAAGAGUUUGAUCUAGAGAAGAUCCAGUGGCAGAUCAGCAGCCGCUUCCUGCAGGGCAAGCCCAGGCUGACCCUCAAGGGAAUACCCACCCUGGUAUACAGACGGGACUGGAACUAUGAGCAUCUCUUCAUGGACAUCAAGAACAAAAUGGCCCAGGACCCGCUCCCUAACUCAGCCAUCAAUGCCAUCAGUAGACAGCUACAGUCCUAUAGUGAUGCCUGUGAAGCCCUGUCUAUCAUAGAAGUCACUCUGGGUUUCCUGAGCACAGCUGGUGGGGAUCCUGGCAUGGACUUGAAUGUGUAUAUCCAAGAAGUCCUACAGAUGUGUGAUCAGACUGCUCAAGUCUUAAAGGCCUUAAAUAGAUGUCAGCUGAGACACAUCACUGCCCUCUGGCAGUUCCUAUCUGCACAUAAGUCAGAACAGCGGCUGCGACUGAAGAAAGAGCUGUUUCAGGACAUUGAUGUGAAAUACAAAAAGGACCUCAGUCCACAGCACGCAAGACUCCUCAGCACAUUCCUGAAUGAGGCAGGCCUAGACACCUUCCUCCUGGAGCUCCAUGAGAUGAUUGUGCUCAAACUCAGGGGACCCCAGGCUGAGAGCAGCUUCAACCCCAAUUGGAGGUAUGGCCUUGAACAGCUGCUGGCAACCCCAACUGCAGCUAUGUCUUGUUGCUGGUGGCUUCCCCUAGACUUGAAGAUAGUCCUGCUUGUCCAAGACCCUUUUUCUGUUAACUUUCCAUGCCUUUGGUACUUUGUAGAUUUAAUUUGCUUUGGUUUUCAGUUUUUCAAGGCAGAAUUUCUCUGAAGCUCUGGCAGUCCUGGAACUCACUCUGUAGAUCAGGCUAGCCUCAAACCCAGAGAUCUGCCUCUGC
Molecule: messenger RNA, 4829 nt
Organism: Grammomys surdaster
Lineage: Eukaryota; Metazoa; Chordata; Mammalia; Rodentia; Muridae
Product: E3 ubiquitin-protein ligase RNF213-like
Exons: 31
Coding region: 50-4762 (1570 amino acids)
Biological process (GO): negative regulation of non-canonical Wnt signaling pathway; ubiquitin-dependent protein catabolic process; sprouting angiogenesis
Cellular component (GO): membrane; nucleolus; cytosol
Molecular function (GO): ATP hydrolysis activity; ubiquitin-protein transferase activity; metal ion binding
Source: RefSeq, a predicted model, not a curated record